CGCCCGAUAAGAUCGUGUGCGAAUCGCGCAACGAUACGGUAUGGUUAAUACUGGUAACCUUGCUCAAGUACGAUUCUGUGGUCGCGUAUUCAUCGAUUCCAAGCUCGAGUGAGAGGCAUCCUCCUUCGCGAACACCUCCGGACGAACUCGGUUGCAAACACCUCACUCGUUCUAUCAUACCACUGCUCUUGCUCGAAUACCGGUUACAGACUUUCCAGCGACGACGUAUGCACGGGUGCCGCCACUGAUAGUCACGACAUCCAUCUCCGAGCUCCCUAGCAGCAGCAGAAAUGGACGAGUUCAUGCGACGCAGUCGCAAUUCCCUUAAUGACUGGGCGUACGAGCACUUCAAGGGCCUAGAGGAAGCAAUCAAGAACAGCGAGGAGAUGACGGCAAAGUUCGCACUCGUCAUCGAAGAACGGGAGACGAAGAUCCUACAGCUCAGGGAACAGCUUUCCAGGGAUGAACUCACUACGGCGAUACAGGUUGGCGAGCAAGACCUCGAGAUUGCACAGCUCAAGCAGCAGCUACAGGAUGCUAGGAAUCAAGUUGUUGCGUUGACCUCGGCGGAAGAGGAGAGGUUGAAGCGGACUGUCCAAUCGACGAACGACAACGACGAGGAUGGUAAACCUGUGAGGCCUUUGAAGACACUGGCGAAAGAUGUGACGCCACCUGCUGGCUCGCCUGCCGGUAUCGCACGACUUCGGCCUGCCAUUUCAAUGGACCCGGUACCACACAUUGAUUCGGGUACACAGACGAACCAUGGGCAUCCACCAUUACCUCUAGGCUUUGACUACCCCGAGGCAUACGCCGAACUGCUUGCCAAAUAUCACGAGCUGGUGCAGGAUCACGACGAGCAGAUGGGGAUGUACGGGGAUUUGAAGCAAGAAAACACCAAUUUGAAGAAGGAGAUGGAUUUGAUCAGGAGCUUGAAGAGUUAUAAGAAUGCUUACGAUAUCCUCAACGAAAAGUAUCACCAGGACAAGGCAAGAUGGAAGGUGUGGCUUGAGAAUUACAGGAAGAAAGAGGUUGCGAGGGCGGAGAGGAAACUGAACACUGAAGUUGAAAACGUUUUGAUGACUCCCGGCCCGACGAGCUCGCCGCCGAGACCUCCGGCGUCCUCGCCCGGUAGUUCGCUUGCCAACCCUAACGAGCUCUCAGUUGAGCUGGUCAGAACGGGCAGACUAUUCUCGAACCUUCAGCCAUCUAGGAAGGUCAAUUUUCAGUUUGGGCCCAAUGAUGUCGGCGAACCCGAAAGGAAUAUUCCAAAUGAGGAAGCAAUCCAUUCAGAUGCUUCAUCAUAUGCAAUUCCUGAAACUCAGGAACAAGAUCAACCCCAAUUGCCGCAGUCAACUCAGAAGCCGGCCGGCAACCCGGACAGGAACACUGAUCCAGACCACCCAACCAGUGACCUUACGUCGAGUGACACCGGUGACGAAGGUGAGAUCACUCCGAGAGCGAAGAUACCCAUUGUCGAUCAACAGAUGCACCCUCCAACCCAUUUCAAGACGCCAGUACCAGCAAACAAGGAGGGAGCGAGCUGGGCCAAACCCGUGGUGAUCAAGAGUGAACCUCUGUCAAGCCAGGACGACCCCGGCUAUCACCUGUUCGAUCAGGAGAGUUUGGACCUGGACGAUGUCGGACAUCUCGCGCCCCAAGAACAGCAGAUCACGCCGAGGAAGAGGCGGAAGGCGGAUAUCAUCAAACAGGCCAUCAAAGGUGAGGGAAGCGGAAACGGCGAUGAGACUCACGAUGGUGAUGAAAAUGACGUCUCUUUACCUCACAAAAUUCGACCCAACAUGAUCGCUGAAGCGGAUACAUUAUUGCCUCCUCCACCGCGUCCCAGAGUGCAGAAGCCAGUGUCCAUCCCAGUUCAGAAAACAGACUCUCCUUCCGGCCGUCUCGGUCCCAUCUCCACCUCGGCUUCCGCUUUCCGCACUCCCAUCAAGGCUACCAAACGAGCUUUGCGCUCACGCAAGGGUGCUCAUGUCCCCGUUUUAGAAGAUGGUGCCGACGGAAAAAAGCCCGUGGGUCUCGGUGGAGAUACCCCCAGCGUCCAAACCGCAGUCCGCCUCGAUGACAUCCUCUUUACACCGCCCCCCAAAUCCGUCAGCCUCUCCGCCCUUAGUAAGGAAGCGAUCAACACGCGCAGUGCUCCCCAGAACAGGCGCCCCAAACUGAGAGCGGAAGGAAAGGACAUGUUGACCACGCCCAACAAUCCCACUCUCAAGAAGCGGGACGCCGCCACGGACCCUCUCCCCAGCAAGAACAUCCGGAAGCAGCCCGCCACCGCGGCCGACUUCGCCAUCAACCCGGCCAUGAACGACGGCAUCGACUAUGCGUACCACGAAGUCGUCCGCAACCGCGAAGCACGCAAGUGUCUCCCAGGCUGCACGCGCACCUGCUGCAAGGAAGUCGGCAAAUUCGUCGAAGCCGCCGGUAUGCCGCUGCUCACAAAGGCGGGUCCCCGCUGGCGCAGCAGCAGCCCCGAGCAGCCCGCCGAAAAUACCGAUGCCGUCGGCGAGAAGGAGUUCCUAGAUCUCUAUGGCCGCCACCGUGAGGCGUUCCCCAGACGCAAUACGCCCCCGGGCUUCUGGGAUAGUGACAUGCCGGAUACUCAGGCGCUCAAGAAGAGGAAUGAGGAGGCGGAUAAGCUGGAUCGCGAGCGUGUGGAGCAGCGGAAUAGGGAGGUGAUGAAGGGUUCGAAGGGACGGUUUGUGAGGAAGUUCUAGGGAGAGGGUUGCAUUUGAUGGUAUUCUUCGCUUUGGGGUUUUGGCGUCGGUGGUGGUCUUUGAUUUGCACGUAUUACUCCUUAUUGUUGUACUGGCAUACUUUACUUGAUUUUUUUAUUCUUUGCGGUGGCAUACCAUUUUUGCUCGCCUUUACUUUGCUCUCUGUAUCUAAGUAAACUACUUGAUGAUUCUGGAUGAUACACCUUUACCUACGAGGUGUCAUGUAUGUACUAUUGUACGUGGU
Messenger RNA from Tricharina praecox, 2976 nucleotides. RefSeq names its product DNA repair protein endonuclease SAE2/CtIP C-terminus-domain-containing protein. The record is from RefSeq and is a predicted model, not a curated record. Gene Ontology annotation, biological process: DNA repair. The transcript has 2 exons. NCBI's taxonomy places the organism in Eukaryota, Fungi, Ascomycota, Pezizomycetes, Pezizales, Pyronemataceae. Bases 291 to 2732 code for a protein of 813 amino acids.